Messenger RNA from Durio zibethinus, 1736 nucleotides. RefSeq names its product peroxidase 51-like. Gene Ontology annotation, biological process: response to oxidative stress; hydrogen peroxide catabolic process. Gene Ontology annotation, molecular function: peroxidase activity; heme binding. The record is from RefSeq and is a predicted model, not a curated record. Lineage: Eukaryota; Viridiplantae; Streptophyta; Magnoliopsida; Malvales; Malvaceae.
AACAGCACCGAGAAACCCGGAUUUGAACUUGAAAAACCAGCAUUUUUUCCCAUGUCAAUCUAGGUUAAAUCUUCUUCAGACACUGUUAUUGUCCCUGUUGUGUGCUUUUCAUCUCUAACAUACAACCCGGGCAGGGUGCAUUUCUGAGUCUGAGCUUAUCUGGAAUUCUCCUCUUUAAAAAAAAAGGAUAAAAACCUCUAAUACAGUGAGACCACAAGUAAUAUCUCAAGAUUUAAGGUUGUAGCUUGGAACUUCAGUAUAAGCAAAGGAUUGUAUUGGACUAGCAGCAUGAUCAUAUAAUAAUUAUUGUUCAAGUACUAGUUACUGAAUGACUUCCUGAUUUUUCUGAAGAAAUUGCUAAAAUAAUAUGGUUGCUUGCUGAAUUAAUGGAUAUAUUCAUAUGCUUAAGCCAGGUAAUAAGCCAAAUCAAGCAACUUGUAACGGAAUUAGAAGAAGACUUUUACUUGUCUUCUUUGUUGCUUCCCUAUAUAUAUGAUCAUUCUGAUAUGGGCAUGGCCUGUGGACAAUUUGAAGGUCAAAGAGAAGUUAUAUUGGUGAGAAAGAAAAUGGAGAUAAGGAGAGUAUUGACAUUAUUCAUAGUUUUCUUGAUUCUGCAGAGGGGGGAGGGACAAUUAUCUCAAGGUUUCUACAAUGCUACUUGUCCGGAUGUGGAAUCCAUAGUAAGAAAGGCGGUGGAAAAUAAGUUUAAACAAACCUUCGUCACAAUCCCUGCGACCCUACGACUGUUUUUCCAUGACUGCUUUAUUGGGGGCUGUGAUGCAUCAAUCAUGAUUUCAUCGCCAAACGGUGAUGCGGAGAAGGAUGCUCCAGACAAUCUCUCCCUUGCAGGAGACGGGUUUGACACUGUAAUAAAGGCCAAGCAAGCAGUGGAAGCAAAAUGCCCUAAAGUAGUCUCUUGUGCAGACAUUAUGGCUAUUGCUGCUAGAGAUGUUGUAGUUCUGGCUGGAGGUCCUUCAUUUGAAGUAGAAUUGGGACGUCGUGAUGGACUCGUAUCUCAGGCAUCAAGGGUAGCAGGAAAACUGCCACAGCCUAACUUCAAUCUCGGUCAACUUAACACCAUGUUUGCCAAAAACAACCUCACACAAACUGAUAUGAUUGCACUCUCAGGAGCUCAUACUGUAGGCUUCUCUCACUGCAGUCGCUUUGCAAAUCGCUUGUACUCAUUUUCUCCAUCCUCUCCUGUGGAUCCCGAUCUAGAUCCUACCUACGCACAGCAGUUAAAGCAAGAGUGUCCUCAAAAUGUAGACCCCAGCAUUGCAGUAAACAUGGAUCCUGUAACCCCCCAAAAUUUUGACAAUAAGUACUUCAAGAAUCUAGUUGCCAAGAAGGGAUUGUUUACAUCUGAUGAGGUGCUCUUUACUAAUCCAGCAUCUAAACCAACCGUGGUUCACUUUUCUAAAAAGCAAAAUUUUUUUAAUGGAGCCUUCAUCACAGCAAUGGCAAAGCUUGGAAGGGUGGGAGUUAAGACUGGUAAAGCAGGGGAGAUAAGGCUAGACUGCACAUCCUUUAACUCUUAAAAGAAAGAUAUUGGCAUGGAAUAAUUGGGAGCCUCAAUGUUAGCAUUUGAUCACAAAAUAAAUAUGACCUUGAUUCUUUGCCUUGUUUUUCUGUGUUUGUCAUUUACUAUCACUAAUUGACAUCCGCAGGAGCUAAUGGCUUUGCUCCUGGUGCCUUUUUUUUUUUCUUUUGUAAUUAUGACAAUAAAAAUGCAUUUG